GUGGUGGUGAGCGGCGCGGAGAGAGCGGGUGAGUGAGGAGGCAGCGUUUCAGUGAUGUUUCGUGUACUCGUGCGACGAGCACUUCAGUGCUCUUCUAGAGCCUUCCCAACGCUACAAAAUGCAACGCGAUUGCAGCCGAUCGCCAGCAACUUUUCAACUCUACUCAAACCUUUCACCUGCACGGUGAAUUCACCACUGCUAUCGAAUCCGCGAGUGCAGGAGAUCGGCAACAAUGCGCAGAGGUCGUUGACCAAAUACACGCUGAGCAAAGGGAGGAGGAGGACUUGCAAAGCGGUGCUGAAGAGGUUCUACCGUCUGGAUUGGGGCGGCUGGAUACACACCAAGUGCGGCAGGAACAAGAAAAUUUGGCAGAAACACCCGGCGAGGAUGCGCAGACUGAGGCAGCACGUCUUCUGCAACGGCAACCAGAACACGCUGCUCGACAAGAUGGUCUGCAACUUCUGGAGGAAACCAAAGUACUACGUGGAGGAUCCGUACGAACCCUAUCAUAACCGAGAGGAAUUCAAGUACACAUCCGCGAAACCGAAACCUUACUUCCCUCCGCAGGGCGUGUAAAUUUGUAUUGCAAUUCGUUAAUUAGUUGUUAAAUAAAUAAAAAAAUAAAAUUUU
Molecule: messenger RNA, 630 nt
Organism: Nicrophorus vespilloides
Lineage: Eukaryota; Metazoa; Arthropoda; Insecta; Coleoptera; Silphidae
Gene: mRpL35
Product: 39S ribosomal protein L35, mitochondrial
Exons: 2
Coding region: 55-576 (173 amino acids)
Biological process (GO): translation
Cellular component (GO): mitochondrion; ribosome
Molecular function (GO): structural constituent of ribosome
Source: RefSeq, a predicted model, not a curated record